Beauveria bassiana ARSEF 2860 is the source of this 1551-nucleotide messenger RNA. Its product is annotated as histidine acid phosphatase. Gene Ontology annotation, biological process: dephosphorylation. Bases 1 to 1551 code for a protein of 516 amino acids. The record is from RefSeq and is a predicted model, not a curated record. The transcript has 2 exons. Lineage: Eukaryota; Fungi; Ascomycota; Sordariomycetes; Hypocreales; Cordycipitaceae. Gene Ontology annotation, molecular function: phosphatase activity.
AUGUCGUUGGAGCCUCGCCCCGCGUACACCCCCGACGAGCUCGCCCGGCUCUACCCGCCCUCGCUGCGGCUUCAGCAGGUGCAGGUGCUCAUGCGCCAUGGCGAGCGCACGCCCGUCGUCAACCGCUUCGCCGCCAGCACAGGCCUGCCCGAGUUCUGGCCCUACUGCAGCCAGGCCUCGCGCAUGGUCUCGGCCGUGCUCGACCCUUCCUCUGGUUCCUGGACGACGCUCGACUGGCGACGCCGCCUCGAAACCUUUGCCGCCGACAGCCAGACUCCGACCCUCGGCACGACGAUGACGACGACGACACCCAACGGCAGCCUGGACAACAUGUGCGAGCUCGGCCAGCUCACCGACAAGGGCCGCGCGACGGCGACGGCGCUUGGCCAGCGCCUCCGCAGGCUGUACGUCGACCAGCUCGGCUUUCUUUCUGAGACGCUCGCCGCCACCAACCACAUGUACCUGCGCUCCACGCCCAUGCCGCGCGCGCUCGAGUCGAUGCAGCAGGCCCUGCACGGGCUCUACCCGCCUGAUACGCGCGCUGCCGACCUCGCGCCCCCCAUUAUUCACACCCGCCACUGGGCUGACGACACGCUGCUGCCUAACACGGCCAACUGCAAGCGCUUCAACGCCAUGAUGCGUGCCUUUGGCCGCCGCGCCGCCGAGCGCUGGGACGACUCCCCCGAAAUGGACCGCAUCAACGCCAAGCUCCGCAAGUACAUGCCCCCGGCAGCCACAACGGACCCCAAGAUCGCCGACCCAGCCGCCAAGAAUGCCCGCAUCGGCGUCGCCUCGCACCCAGCCCUCGUCGGCGUCCUCGACUCCAUUGCCGCCACCGAUGCGCACGACGGCUCCGCCACCAAGCUCCCCAAGGAAUUCUACGACUCGCAGCUCCGCGCCGACAGCAUCAAAAUCGUCGUCGACGAGUGGUUCGCCGGUUUCCGCGAGAGCGCCGAGUACCGCACGCUCGGCAUCGGCGGCCUCCUCGCUGACAUGACGGAGCGCAUGGUUGACAGCGCCGAGGGCCUCGCCCCGCCAUCUUCGCAGCACACCGCGUUGCAGUUUGGCCUCUCUGGCUGCCACGACACGACCCUUGCCGCGACCGUCACCGGCCUCGGCGCCGAUAACGAUGGUCCGUUUAGCUGGCCGCCGUUUACAAGCCACAUUGCCGUGGAGCUGCUCCGCGAUGAGCGCGUGGUACCGACGCCGACGGCCGCCGCAUCGUCAUCAUCAUCGUCGUCGUGGUGGGCGCUGCCGCGCAUGCUGGGCGGCGCGCGCCGCGUAGGACGCCGCCCGACGUACGAGCUGACGAACGCGGAAAAAGAACGCCUGCGGGGUUACUACGUCCGGGUGCGGUACAACGAUGAGCCUCUACGGAUUCCGGGGUGCCGGCCCGCGGGCAAGCACUACGAGGACGACGAGACGCUGUGUACUUUGGCGGCAUUUAAAUCAAUCGUUGACCGCAUCACACCGACGGACUGGAAGGCUCAGUGCGGCGCCAACUUGGAUAAGCCGGCCCUGCCUAGCAAACCUGAGCCUGCUGGCUACUGA